AUGGAUUCAGAGAUGGAAAUUGAGAAGCGUUUUAUUAAGAACCUGGACAAGGGCAAAGAUAAAAUCGACGCACAAUCAUUUGUGCCAUUUCUGUUCCCCUCGGGCGCCAAUGCGGCAGGAGCCGAGUCGGGUGACAGGAUCACCGAACUGGAGGUGCUCUUCGAUGCGCGCACGUUUGGCGAGCAGCUUCAGCAGGGCAUGAAGGACCUCUUCUUCAACAGCCACCUGAGCGACAUUACGCUCAUCGUGGGGCGCGAUGCGGAUCGCAUUCCUGCACACAAAUUCAUUCUCUACGCGUGGAGCCCCAAGUUCCAGGCGCAGUUGAAGGAGUUGGGCGAGGAGGGCAGGGAGCUGCACGUGGCGGUCGAGGGCGACGACGCCGCACAGCUCUUCAAGAUGAUGCUCCAGUACAUGUACACCGGCACGUCCGACCAGAAGAUCAACGAGCGCAACGUGAUGCCGCUCCUCCAGCUGUGUCACGAGUACGGCGUCGACCCGCUCAAGGAGGAGUGUGGCAACUUCCUCUUCUCCAACAGUGAACAGGUCAAUGUGGCCUAUCUGCUCGACGUGGCCGACAAGCACGGCAUCAAGAAUCUCGAGAAGCGGUGCGCCGAGUACCUGGCGGCGAACUUCUCCGACUUCAUCGAGAGCGACGACCGCAUGCUCAUGCAGCUCAAGACCUCCACCUGGCUGGAGCUCGUCCAAAGCGAUGAAAUCGAGGUCACCAGGGAGGAGGAAGUUUUCAAUGCCGUGCUCAAGUUUGCCGACGUAAACGGCAAGACCGCCGCUGAGACGCGAGACAUUCUGAACCAGCUGCUGCCGCACAUCCGCUUCACCCUGUGCUCGCCCAAGUUCAUCAUCGAGGAGGUGGAGACCAACCCGGAGCUGAUGCAGGUGCCCGUGUUGAAGAGCCUCCUGUUCGAGACCUUCCGCUACAAGGCCAACCCCAAGACCCCGUUCCUCUUCACGCCCCUCAACACCAAGCGCAGGAAGGCCAACUUGAAUGUUAUGCUGCAGUGGGACAAGGACCAGCCGUUCACCCACGGCGUGUACACACUCGAAAACGAGGAACUCACGGCCCACAAGUCUUCCAUGCCCGGCACGAUCUACGUUCUGCGCACCAAGACCAAGCUGGAGGGCAGCGGCUCGUUCUACUGGGAGAUCCAAAUCGACCAAACCGCCGGCAAUCAGGAGCUCCACAUCGGCAUUGCCGAGGAGCACUUCAACUUCCACACGGCGUACCUGCGAGCCAACGGUACCCAUUAUAUCGAGCGGAGCGGCGGCAUCAUGCAAGGCCACACGCAAGUCGUGCAGGGCCCCACCCUGAACACCAACGACAAUGUCGGCUUUGCGCUGAACCUGGACGACGCCACGCUCCAGAUCUUCCACAACGGAACCCCUGUGCAUACCUUCACCGGCGUCACGGGUCCGGUGUGGCCGUGCGUGGCGGCGCGUGACGUGGGCACCAAGCUCACGCUCGUGGGCAAGAAGCCCAAGAUCUACCAAUUCCCGUCUCUCCCCAAGUAA
Molecule: messenger RNA, 1527 nt
Organism: Acanthamoeba castellanii str. Neff
Lineage: Eukaryota; Discosea; Longamoebia; Acanthamoebidae
Product: BTB/POZ domain containing protein
Exons: 11
Coding region: 1-1527 (508 amino acids)
Molecular function (GO): protein binding
Source: RefSeq, a predicted model, not a curated record